Messenger RNA from Blastomyces dermatitidis ER-3, 2495 nucleotides. Its product is annotated as 26S proteasome regulatory subunit N3. Gene Ontology annotation, molecular function: prenyltransferase activity. Gene Ontology annotation, biological process: ubiquinone biosynthetic process; isoprenoid biosynthetic process. NCBI's taxonomy places the organism in Eukaryota, Fungi, Ascomycota, Eurotiomycetes, Onygenales, Ajellomycetaceae. The transcript has 2 exons. Gene Ontology annotation, cellular component: transferase complex. Bases 496 to 2058 code for a protein of 520 amino acids. The record is from RefSeq and is a predicted model, not a curated record.
UUUAAAUUAGUAUUUGAUUCAGAAGUACGGAGUGUAUUUAUGCGGCGGACAUCUGCGGAAGUCUUAACUCACUAAUAACAGUCAGAGCUGGGUUGGGGGAAUUGAUACGGCCAAAUCGCAGCCAGAAACGCAGUCAAUAUUAAAUGAGGCCAGAGUGACGAAUGACGUUGACUACGGGAGCAGAUUCGAUAUCCUGCUGUGAGCAAAACCGAGUGUUGUGUGUGUUUGCGAUAUGUUUUGUUGUUCCCUAGUGCUAUUUAGUUAAAUAUUUAUAUCUAGUGCCUUGUUAUCAUAAUCCCAACUCGGUUUUUUUUCCUCUUUUAUGUAUUUUAUCUUCCCCGGCUCCAACUCGUCCUGCUGAAAAAAUACAUCGAACAAACGACGAAACACCCCUCAAUUGAUCUCACCAACUGUCCCCACCUCAAUUGAGUCAUAUACAUGCCCCUCUAGCAAUCUACCAACCCAGGGAGCCCGGCCGCCGUCCGUCGAGCUGCCAUGCAAGCUCGCCCAACUCUCCUCACGCCCUAUGGGCUGCUCCUCCGCACAGCUCAUCCCGCCCGCUCCCCAGCCGCAGCACGAGCAGCAAAAGCUCUGAUAUGCUCGCAAUGCCUCAUAUACAGCUGCCUCCCCAGCGCCAACUCGCGCUCAUCCCCCAAGCUCCCCUACAACACCCGCAGCUACCACCCUUCCCGCCGAAAAAACCAGUCAGCCCUCGGCUCCGCCGUCUCCGCCGCUCAGAACCUGUUCUCGAAGGAUAGCCCUCCCCCCCCUCCUCCGCCAUUACCACAAUCACCGUCACCCCCUUCCUCCUCGACUUCACCACGCUCACGGGGAACAUCCCCCCGCGCCCCGGGCACGCCCGGCGGCGUCCCCAUAACCAUCGACCCGCUUCGCAUCGUCGCCAAAGAACUUAAAUUCAUGAAAAAGAACAUCCGCCAGCUCCUCGGUUCCGGUCACCCGCUCCUCGACCGUGUCGCAAAAUACUACACAUCAAGCGAAGGCAAGCACGUACGGCCCCUCUUGGUCCUGCUCAUGUCGCAGGCGACCGCCCACGCGCCCAAGACCGCCCGCCAGGUCCCCUUCGUUAGUGCCGCCGGUAUCAACGAUGCCAUUACAUCCCCCGCCAUACUGGCCGAUACGAACCCGGAUCAGAGCGCAUUACUCUCCUCCACCUCCCCGUCGUCAAGCGAGGCGGCCUACAAUGGGUUGGCAGGCAACGUUGACGCCGACUGCGACGCCGACGGCGGGAAUACUACAGACAUCCUCCCCGCCCAACGGCGGCUGGCAGAGAUUACAGAACUAAUCCACACCGCCUCCCUGCUACACGACGACGUGAUCGACAACGCCGUCACCCGGCGCUCCGCCGUGUCCGCGAACCUGGAAUUCGGGAACAAAAUGGCCGUGCUGGCCGGUGAUUUUCUCCUGGGCCGUGCGUCGGUUGCGCUCGCCCGCCUGCGCGACCCGGAGGUCAUCGAGCUGCUGUCCACGGUCAUCGCGAACCUGAUCGAGGGCGAGUUCAUGCAACUGAAGAACACGGAGCGCGACGAGCUGAACCCGUCCUUCACCGAGCAGACGAUCACAUACUACCUACAAAAGACGUACCUAAAGUCCGCGAGCCUGAUCAGCAAGUCGUGCCGGGCGGCGGCGCUAUUGGGCCAUUCGUCACCGCAGAUCGUGGAGGCGGCGUACUCGUAUGGGCGCAAUCUGGGCCUAGCGUUCCAGCUUGUGGAUGACAUGUUGGAUUAUACGAUUAGCGGGGAGGAGUUGGGCAAGCCUGCUGGUGCGGAUUUGGAGCUGGGGCUGGCGACGGCGCCCUUGCUUUUUGCCUGGAGGGGGAAUCCGGAGUUGGGCGCGCUGGUGGGGAGGAAGUUUAGUGGGGAGGGUGAUGUGCAGCUGGCCCGCCAAAUCGUUGCCCAAUCCGACGGCCUUGAGCAAACCCGCGCCCUCGCGCAGGAAUACACAGAUAAGGCCAUCGAGGCCAUCAGCAUCCUCCCUGACACCGAGGCGAAGGCGGGCUUGGUUGAGAUGUGUGUGAAGCUCACUAAGAGGAGAAAGUGAAAGUGCAAGGGAAAAAAAAAAAAAAAAAAAAAAAAAAAAAAAAAAAAAAAAUGAUUGAAAAAAAUGAAAUGAAAAAAAAGAAGGAAGAAAAAAGAAGUGAGCCAACCCAAAGCGGACGGUGUUUAACGGCGGGAAAUGUGAUCGUAUGUGGGCAUAUAUUCUGUGUAUUUGUAUUCUUGCGGGCGUGUGUACGAAUAGAGCUUGAGUUAGAGAAAAGAAGAAAGAAAGAACAAAGCAUGUCGCUCGGGGUCGCGGGUUGUGGUGGUGGUUUAUUAGAGUCUCUAUUACUUUUCCUCUUUUUUCUUAAUCAUUGUUAUAUUACUAUUAUUACUCCUACUAUUAUUAUCAUCAUAUAUAUAUAUAUAUACAUAUAUGUAUUGUACUGAGCAAUCCGUGAACUUUCCUUCCCCUCAUGCUUUUACGUCCAGUCCCGAUUC